This is a messenger RNA of Mucor velutinosus, 3030 nucleotides long. RefSeq lists its product as uncharacterized. Gene Ontology annotation, biological process: protein phosphorylation. Lineage: Eukaryota; Fungi; Mucoromycota; Mucoromycetes; Mucorales; Mucoraceae. The transcript is spliced from 9 exons. The coding region runs from base 1 to 3030 and encodes 1009 amino acids. Gene Ontology annotation, molecular function: ATP binding; protein binding; protein kinase activity. The record is from RefSeq and is a predicted model, not a curated record.
AUGGUAGACCCACCGACGGAAGACGACAUUCGGACACUUUUGGGAGAUGCGACGGUGGAUACAUGGAAUCAGGAAAAAGUGACACAAUGGCUGGAAGAGAAGGGUUGGGGCCAGUUCGCGUCCACGUUUGAAAAGCAUGGGAUCUGUCGAGAAAAAUUCUUUCAAAUCACUCUAGCUGAACUAGUCGAGUAUUUACCAAGGACCAUGACAACUUAUUAUGAAAGACGGAGACUUUUAAGUGAGAUCAGAUCAUUACUCCCUACAACGCCUGGGCAACAGCAAAAGCACACACCGAGCACACCCGCCAAUAUUUCAAUUAAUACAAAUUUACAUGAAUAUACGAGAUUAGGAGAACAAGAUGGAAAAGGGGGAGACAGAGCUAAAAAUACUCGAACAUCUCAUAGUCCACCAAGUGCCAUUGCAGAGCAUAUAACUACCAGAGAUAGCGGCAUUGGCUAUUUAUCUCAUUACUCUGCUGGUUCUUCCUCACCUUCGCCUUCAGCUUCGCCUUCUUCUGACCAUUUGAUUGCACCCUUCUCGAAGAAAUACAACAGCAGCUCACCGACCAGAUCUUCGUAUUCGCCCAAAGCUGCUUUCCACAAGAUUAAAAACACAUUCAGAUCACAUGCUGCUCCAUUAAAUCAAAUGCAAACCACUACUGUGAUUCAGCCUACCCAUUUUAACCAUCCACAACAACACCCACCACAGCAAAACUCAGCAUCUUCAAGUCCGCGUUCUGCACGGCAUGAAUCGGGCGAUGAUGACCGAGGUAGGCGCACAUCGCCAGCUAUACCUGCACGUGUGUCAUCCACACCAGACAAGAUUACAAAGUUUUGGGCUACUUAUUCAAACUGGCAUUCCUCAUCACCAUCCUCCAAUCAUAAGAAGCCCUCACCAUCAUCGUAUACCCACGAAUAUCAGUCACCACAGCUCAAGAAACCGACAGAUCAACGCAUUCAGAUCACUGGCGAUAAAGAGACUUGGUACAGUCUCAAUGUGACCAACAUGAGAGACCCAGUAGCCAUCAAACAACAUAUCCUGAGACGCAUGCAAUUCAGUGGUGAUUGUGAUCAGUAUCAAUACUUUCAUGAAAAUGGCGCUGAUCCAGAGAGGCCAAUGGACCCACAAGAGCUCAUGUAUCUAUGCUCAAUUGCUGAUCGCUCGGCUUCACAGCGCAUUUUAGUAAAACCCGUCGUUGUACAUACUCAAGCCUUUAACGAUUUCGUAUUCACGCUAUCCACACCAGAGUUAGGCAAAUCACCUACAGAUAUACCCUCAAAUCAAAGUCCUUCCAGCACAGGCAAUAAAGGAUCGCCUACAUUCAAACCACUAUGUCGAAAAGCAGCCAGAAGACCCAUGCCCCCUCAGCAACACCAGCAACAGCAACAGCAAUACCAGCAGCCACAACCUGUUGGUAUCCAAUUAUCCGAUCCACCACAAAUGGAGAAAUGUAGGACAGGCAGUGAGCCAUUUAUUGUACUACCCACAGCACAAGCAUUAUGGCGUCGCUCUGAACCCGAGAUGGAAAAGAUGAUAGAAACCAGUAAUCGUCACAGCAACAACAAUGGUGCCAGUUUAUGGGCUGUGCCUCCUACCCAGCAACAACAGCUUCCGCAACUUCCUCUGCAACAGCAACAGCAACAGCAGCAGCAACAGCAGCAGCAACAGCAGCAGCAGCAGCAGCAGCAGUUAUGGGCUGUAACACCUCAUACUACUAACCACACGAUCGUUAGCCAUCAUGGUAUAUCCAAUGAUCUAGGCCAAAUGCCGAUCCAUUCCUCUAGGAAACCACCAGCAGUAAAUAAGCCAUUACCUACACCUCCCCUUAAAAAAACGAGUGGAGUCGUGUUUUGGGGAGAGAGACCUCCUGCAGAAGUUGUCUUUCAACACAUGGAGCAAUUCUUUGAUAGCAAAGAUUUGGAUAAAGAGGUUGUAGUCGAGCCCAUCAAACGACACACCAAAUCCAUCCGAUUAGUCGCACGUGAAGCCAGUCGAAAGUACAAGAACAACAAGAUGGUACGUCGCAAGAGCACCAAAGUAUGGGGCCAGCGUGUGGUGGAGCUCAAGAACCGUAGUCAGAACGUCAUGGCGCGCUUGCCAUCCGUCAGUGAGCAUAUGCGUCUCUCGCAUGGUCAGAGUAACAUCAAAGACGAAGGCACUGAUGAUACAAUGCAGUGGAUUCGAGGUAAAUUGAUUGGCAAAGGCUCCUUUGGACGAGUGUACUUGGCCUUUAAUGUGGGCACCGGUGAAGUGAUUGCUGUGAAACAGGUAGAAAUCCCAAAGACCGCAUCUGAUCUACUCAAUGAAGAGCAGCAUGAUAUGGUGGAAGCCCUAUAUCAAGAAAUCAUGACUUUGCGAGAUCUAGACCAUGAGAACAUUGUGCAGUAUCUUGGCUAUGGUCAGGACAAUGCAGAGGGUGUCAUCAAUAUCUUUUUGGAGUAUGUCUCUGGUGGAAGCGUAGCGAGUCGAUUGGCACUGCAUGGUGCAUUUGACGAAGCCCUGACAAAAUAUUUCACUAGACAAAUAUGCUCGGGUCUGGCCUAUCUCCAUUCAAGGCACAUAUUGCAUAGAGAUAUCAAGGCUGCCAACAUCUUGGUGGAGGUGGAUGGCGUAUGCAAGAUUUCUGAUUUUGGCUUAUCGAAAAAGAACGACUACGAUGAGGUAUACGAUCAAAACUCAAGAAUGUCGCUACGUGGCUCUAUCUAUUGGAUGGCUCCUGAAGUGGUGAAAAACGAACCCUAUAGCGCCAAAGUGGAUAUCUGGAGUCUAGGGUGCACUAUGAUUGAAAUGCUGACAGGACAGAGGCCAUGGAUUGCCUUGAGUCAAAUUGCUGCCUUGUACAAUCUUGGUAGACUAAAUACACCCACUAUACCCGAAAAUAUAUCUGAAUGUGCAAAGGAUUUCCUGCGGCAGUGCUUCGUCAUCGAUCCACUGAAACGACCAACAGCUACUGAUUUAUUAGCGCAUGACUUCCUCAGCACAGACACCUCAUUCCAAUUCAAGGAUUAUGUUGAUAAAGGGAGAGUCUAA